AUGGCCUCGAUUUGGACAGUGCUAAUAGCUUUAGUGGUUGCAUAUGCCAUCAAGGCUUUUCUCCGCCCGAAAAGCAAGAAAAAAAGCCCUCCCGGCCCGAAAGGCCUUCCCAUUCUAGGGCAUUUCCAUCUACUCGGGAGCAGUCCCCACCGCGACCUUCUUAACCUAGCCCGAAAACACGGCCCGAUAAUGGGCAUCCGCUUUGGCUUCGUCCCUACCGUGGUGGUCACCUCUCCCUCCGCGGCCGCCCUCAUCCUGAAGAGCCAUGAUCACGUGUUUGCCAGCCGCCCCAAAAAUGACGCUGCAAGGUAUAUUGGCUACGACCAGAAGAACCUGGUGACAGGCCCGUACGGGCCAUACUGGCGCAACAUGCGAAAGCUCUGCACGUCGGAGCUGCUGAGCAGCCACCGAAUCACGCAUUUCCAGCCCAUGCGCAACGCGGAGAUUGCGCUGAUGAUCGGGGGGCUCAAACAGGCCAACAAAGCGGUCGAUCUAAGCGCGAGAAUUUCCACUCUGAGUGGAGACAUGAAUUGCUUGAUGGUGUUUGGGAGGAAAUACUCGGAUUUGGAGGAAAUCGGGUUCAAAUCCGUGAUCUCGGAAACAAUGGAGCUCGCAGCCCGAUUCAAUCUGGCCGAUUAUUUCCCUUACGUCGGCGCUCUUGAUCUUCAGGGAAUCAACCGCAGGUUGAAGCACCUUAGCAAGGUUUUUGACGGGAUAGUCGAAAAAAUCCUUCUCAGCCACGUCGAGAAGCAGAAAGACAAAGACGACGAGGAUUUUGUCGAUACCAUGAUGUCCAUUCUUAGAUCCGGCAGCGCUGGAUUCGAGUUCGGUAGAACCCACGUCAAGGCCAUUCUUCUGGACCUGCUUAUUGCAGGGACGGACACGUCCUCAACCGCGAUCGAGUGGACGAUGUCAGAGCUGAUAAGGCAUCCAACGGUGAUGAAGAAGCUACAGAAAGAAAUUGAAGCAGUGGUGGGGCUGGACGGGACGGUGGACGAGUCGCACCUCGACAAACUCGAUUACUUGUACAUGGUGCUCAAGGAGACCCUCCGCCUCCACCCCGUGGCGCCACUGCUAAUCCCCCACGAGUCGAUGGAGGAUUGCGAGGUCGAUGGCUACCACAUCCCUAAGAAAUCUCAGAUAAUCGUGAACGCGUGGGCUAUCAUGAGAGAUCCGAGCAUCUGGCCCGACCCUGAUGCCUUCAAACCCGAGAGGUUUUUGGAGAGAGAUAUAGACAUGAGGGGGCAGGAUUUCAGGCUCAUACCGUUUGGUUCGGGCAGGAGGGGCUGCCCCGGGAUGCUGCUGGCUCUUACGGUGGUCAGGCUGGUGGUGGCGCAGUUGGUGCAUUGCUUCGAUUGGGAGCUCCCCGAUGGGAUGGCGCCCGAUGAUCUUGACAUGUCGGAGCAUUUCGGUAUAGUCACUAAUAGAGCUAAGCCUCUCAUGGCUAUUCCCCGUUAUCGCCUGCGCAUCUGAUUCUACUGUUCCCAAACUAAGAUAAUAUGUAUGCUACUGUAAAAUUUGGAUUUCGUUUGUCAAUAAAGAGAUAUAAAUAAAUAUUCUACGUGUGA
Salvia hispanica is the source of this 1568-nucleotide messenger RNA. RefSeq names its product cytochrome P450 71AU50-like. Lineage: Eukaryota; Viridiplantae; Streptophyta; Magnoliopsida; Lamiales; Lamiaceae. Gene Ontology annotation, molecular function: oxidoreductase activity, acting on paired donors, with incorporation or reduction of molecular oxygen; heme binding; monooxygenase activity. The record is from RefSeq and is a predicted model, not a curated record.